This is a messenger RNA of Solea senegalensis (Senegalese sole), 2152 nucleotides long. It is a transcript of the gene pdhx, whose product is annotated as pyruvate dehydrogenase complex component X. Gene Ontology annotation, molecular function: acyltransferase activity. Bases 12 to 1490 code for a protein of 492 amino acids. The record is from RefSeq and is a predicted model, not a curated record. The transcript is spliced from 11 exons. Gene Ontology annotation, biological process: pyruvate decarboxylation to acetyl-CoA. Gene Ontology annotation, cellular component: mitochondrion; pyruvate dehydrogenase complex. NCBI's taxonomy places the organism in Eukaryota, Metazoa, Chordata, Actinopteri, Pleuronectiformes, Soleidae.
AGGACGACAACAUGGCGGCUUCCUUGCGUCUGGGUCGCCAAGGAAUUUUAUUUGGCCUCAGAUUUUCUAACUUAAAUAAAUGUUUGUGGGCAACAAACCCAUGGCAGGAGCACGUCCGACAUUUCUUUCCAUCACCAUGGUUCCUCGGUGUCAGCCCACUCAAAGUGCAAAUGCCUGCUCUCUCCCCCACCAUGGAGGAGGGAAACAUCGUCAAAUGGCUGAAGAAAGAAGGUGAGGCAGUGGCUGCAGGUGAUGCCCUUUGUGAGAUUGAGACUGACAAAGCUGUCGUUACCAUGGAAUCUAAUGACGAUGGCGUCUUGGCAAAGAUCUUGAUGGAGGAGGGCAGUCGCAACGUGCGCCUGGGUACUCUCAUUGCUCUCAUGGUGGAGGAAGACCAGGACUGGAAGCAGGUUGAGAUCCCACCUCCAGAUGCUCCAGCUCCAUCUGCACCUGCACCUGCUAUGCAAGUAGCCACUGCCCCAGUGGUGUCCCCGGCUGCUUCCUCUCCACCUCCAACAAUACCAGCCACAUCAGGACCCUUACGCCUGAGUCCAGCAGCAAGACACAUCCUGGACACCCAUGGUAUAGACCCAAAACUUGCCACACCCACUGGACCAAGAGGACUCAUCACAAAGGAAGAUGCAUUGAAUCUUUUGAAAAUGUCUCCUGCACCCAAAGCAACACCAGCUGUGGCUGCCCCAUCUGCACCGAGUCCUUCUCCCUCCCUGGCAGCUACACCUCCGCCCCCAGGCAGCAGACCAAACAUCCCCCCACUGUCUGUACCAGGGAAGCCAGGAGCACCAGGUACUUUCACGGAAAUCCCAGCAACAAAUGUCCGCCGCGUGAUCGCUCAAAGAUUGAUACAAUCCAAAACCACAAUCCCCCAUGCGUAUGCCUCCGUUGACUGUGACAUGGCCGGCGUCAUGCAGCUCCGCAAACACUUGGCCAAAGAACAAAUCAAAGUGUCUGUUAAUGACUUCAUUAUCAAGGCAGCUGCUGUGACGCUUAAAGAGAUGCCAGAAGUAAAUGUGACUUGGUCUGGUGAUGGACCCCGUGCACUCGAUUCGAUCCACAUUUCAGUCGCUGUGGCCACUGACAAAGGCCUCAUCACUCCGAUCAUCAAGGAUGCUGCAAACAAAGGAGUGCAGGAGAUCUCCGCUAAUGCUAAGGCACUGGCCCAGAAGGCUCGAGCUGGAAAACUUUUACCUGAGGAAUACCAAGGAGGCUCAUUCAGCAUAUCUAACCUGGGGAUGUUCGGAAUCAGCGGCUUCAGCGCCGUCAUCAACCCUCCUCAGGCGUGUAUCCUUGCCAUCGGGACAUCCCGGCCAGAGCUGCGGCUGAGCGAGGAUGACCAGACCCUGCGCACCCAGCAGCUUAUGACCGUUACGUUAUCCAGCGAUGGACGACUCGUGGAUGACGAACUGGCCUCGCGGUUUCUUGACAAAUUCCGCGCCAACCUCGAACAACCACGGCGCAUGAUUCUAGCCUGAAAAUUAGAUAGAAAAGACGCUAAGGCACAGUAAAGGCUGCCUCAUGUUUUCACAGCGAGGUUCCCGUUUAUUUUUGGUUCAGCGUUACAAAUUAAUUGUGUCAACUUCAGUUUGUGUAUUAACUUCAGCUUGUAGUUUGCUGCUCAGACGUAAUUAACAAGCCUUUUUGUCUGAGGAGUUAAAAUUGGCUCUUGCCAGAAUGAUACAGGAUUCUCUCCCAGGGCUGCCAAAUAUUCCCAAGACAGCUCUUACAAAGCAGGAAGUCCACAUACUAAAAUAGGGACGAUCGUUCAUCCACACCAGUGUUGUGUGUGCGUGUGUGUUUAUAUUUAAAGUGGAAUCUCCAGUACUGGUGCAUCUACUCUGUUGUAUUAUUAAUACACAUACAAUAGAAUGUGGGGUUGUAAAACCUUCUGUGUACAUUAAUUACGAAACAUAUUGCAGCGUAGUGCCCAUUAAGGGUAAACUAUUAUACAGUUUCCAGUUGUUACAAAUUUCAAAACAAAAUCUAAGCACUUGUUCAUGUUAAUAUAUUUUAACUUAUUUAAAAACAGAUGCUGUGACAUGCCAUGAAACUGAUCCUUCAAGUCCAUAUAUUUUGUAAACGCAGCUAUUCAGGUUUUGGUGACUGUAGAUGCCAAUAAAACACUGUUCAGCCCUCA